GCGGUGUUCCCCGAGAUUUCUCCUCGGAUGUUUGGUGAUGGACCUUGCAGUUGCAUUGUUGCUGUCGAUCUCCAAAUCAAGCCAUGGACGCCCACUCGCCAAAUGCCGCCACGCCCUCGAGAACGGCCGCCAGGGGCAAGUCGGGACGCAACCAGAACGCCUGCGAUGCCUGUCGGUCUCGCAAAGUCCGGUGCAUCUACGACUCCGAGAGCCAGCCCUGCCAGGGAUGCGUCUUUCUCGAGAUCAAUUGCACUCGACAGCGGCCGAGGAGAAAGCGAGGUCCUCCAAACAGACAUGCCCAGCUGCCGGAGCUAGGAGCGGCCGGGGCUGCAUCUCCCACGCCUGGCGUUCAGCUGAUGACUCUCUCCGGCCCAUCUCCACUCUCCCACUCAAGCCCCGACGUUGCAGCGUCUCCCAGCAGGCCACUGGCAGCCGCAGGGCCAUCGGCUUGCCUCCGUCCAGGCCCCUGGCUCGGCUCCUUCGCGCCAGAAGCCGUGGUGUCGCGGAUGCUCAACUACUGGUUCGACAAGGUGCACCCCGUAGCUCCGAUCCUUCUCCGGCGGCGAUUCAUGCGCCGCUUCCGCAAUGGGGACGCCGACGCAGACCGGACCUUCUGCGGGCUCGUGGUGAGCGUGUGUGCAGCCGUGGCCGCGACGUUGCCGCGCGAGGACUACGGCUCGGUAACGGUUCGCCGGUGUCUGGAGUUCAUCGACCAGAACAGCCUCGUCGCGAGCGGGUUUACACGGUCGUCGUACUCGGUCGACUGGUGCAUUACCAUGUACAACCUGGGGACGGCCGUGGGCGCCGUAUCAGACUCGGGACUCAGUGAUAUUAAAUCCUAUGCCGCCACAGCGGAAGCAGCAGCCGGAGUACGGUACUUGGCGUAUUAUUGCGCGCACGACCUGGACAAUGUGGAAAAGCAGCUGCUCAAGCGGUUGUUUUGGCUUCUCUUUGCCGCUUCGUGUAGUGCCAAUAUUCUCGGACGACUGCCCAUCAGUCUACUCUCGCAGGAGCUGAUCGAUGCAAUUCCCCGGCCGCUGGACCUCACUGACGAUCAAAUGGAGCCCCCAGGCCUGCCAGAAUCGGAUCAUGUAGCGUGGUACGGUGACGCAACGAGUUAUGUCCCGGGACUCAAUUGCCUCAGCGACCUCUUCUCGGUAUGGAACGAGGUCCAGCUAACGCCACCAGGCUCUGACUCUGCCGCAUGCCUCGCUAAAUAUCUAUCCAAGGUCCAGAAGGUCAUUGACAACCUCCCUCCGGAGCUGCGUUGGCGCGGCGGCUUGUCUCGCCCGCCGAAUGUGACCCAAGGCCACGAGGUGCAGAUCGCAAACAUCUUCAUCACCAGCCUGCAUAUCCGCUCGAACCUGCUGCAGAAGCUGGACCCAACCGAGAAGAGCCUGCCCGAGCAUCAAAAGAUCGUCGAUGAUCUGCUGGAGAUUCUAUACCACCUCCCCCAGGCCGUCUUUAACGCAAACGGCAGUAGCGUCGUCCCAAAGAUCCGGGACAUUGGAGCGGCCUACCUCGAACAGGUGGAGAAGGGGCAUGGAGCAGGCCAGACGGACGGCGACAGCGCGAGAAGCAAGCUCGAGCGCCUGCUGAGGAAGCUCGACGAUCUAGAUUGCUGGCAGGGCCUUGCAGUUCUCGAUGGCAUCCAUCCGGGGCACAUCAGCGUGGGCAGCGCGACUGAAUUCUCAUCUUUCUUGUACACUUUCACUCAUCCAUUCCUCUCCACAGCCGCCAAAAUGACUAUCGUCGAGGCGCCCAUCGUUGCCCAGACCCAACCUCCUACCCCUCCCCAUCUGAGCCGCCUGGAAAAUGGCAACAUUCAGCUCAUCGUCAAGGGGAAGCCAUUCCUCAUGCUCUCUGGCGAGCUGCACAACUCGUCGCUAAGCUCAGCCAAGUUCAUGAGCGAGGUGUGGCCCGCCAUGAAGGCGCAGUCCAUCAACACCUUGCUCGGAUCCGUGACUUGGGAGACCAUUGAGCCCAAGGAGGGCCAUUUCGACUUUAGCGAGCUCGAUCUGGUGUUGGCUGGCGCUCGUGAGCACGGCAUGCACCUCGUGCUGCUCUGGUUCGGGACCUACAAGAACGGCAUCUCGACGUACGCCCCGGGAUGGGUCAAGCGUGAUGUCAAAAGGUUCCCCCGUGUCCAGGUCCUCGAAGCUGGCGGCGUAAAGCGCACCGUGGAGAUGGUAUCGCCUCUCAGCAAUGAGUGUUGCGAGGCCGACGGUCGGGCCUUUGCAGCCUUGAUGCGGCAUCUGGCCGAGGUUGAUUCAGAACACAACACGGUUCUCAUGGUUCAAGUUGAGAAUGAGACUGGUCUAUUGGGAGACUCCCGCGACCGCUCGCAAAAGGCCAACAAGGCAUUUAACGAGCCUGUGCCUGCCGACCUCCUACAAUACCUACACAAGACUGAUCUCCAUCCCCGUUUCAAGGAGCGGUUCUCACAGAUCCCCACAUCUGGGGCACAUUCCUGGGACUCCGUCUUUGGCGCUGGAUCCGCUGCAAACGAAGCCUUCAUGGCGUAUCACAUCUCCUCCUACGUCGGACGAGUAGCAGCUGCUGGAAAGAAGGAGUACCAGAUCCCCCUCUACACUAACACAUGGCUCAACUUUGAUGAUCCUUCCCAGCUGGAUCUGAGGGGAGUGCCUCUCGUCGUGGGCGGUGGAGCUGAUCCUGGAGUCUAUCCCUCUGGCGGACCCUGCCCUCACGUACUAGAUAUCUGGCGACACAACACUCCGGCUCUAGAUUUCCUCGCACCCGACCUAUACUUCCACGAUUAUGAGACCGUCUGCAAGAACUAUUCUGAGCAGAAGAACCCCCUAUUUAUUCCCGAGCAGAGGCGCGACGAGAACGGCUCCCGUCGCGUGUGGUUGUCCUACGCAACUUAUGGAGCUCUUGGUGCCAGUCCAUUUGGAAUUGACACCGGUGCCGAACUUGUUGGUCGCGAAUUUAAGCUGCUCGACCAGACCAAAGAAUAUCUCCUAGCCGCUGCCCCGGAAGACCGAAUGGGCUUCUUUUUCGACGAGGAGCCUUGCGAUAGAGUCCCCGAGCGCUGGACUCGCGUCUUCGGCGACGUCGAGGUCAUUAUCGAGCGAGCCUUUGUUUUCGGCAAGGCCGGACCUGGCGGUGGAAUGGUUAUCCACCUCGGCAACGCAAAGUUCUUGCUAGUUGGCCGGGGUUUCAAUGCCAGCUUCAAGAGCGUACGCAAGGAGGCUACCUUUACUGGCAUCUUGUCAGCGGAGGAGAAGGAGGUCGAUGAGCAAGGGCAGCUCAAGACGCUCCGAAUCUUCAACGGCGACGAGACAAGAAGUGGCGAGUUUGUCAUUAUGCCCAAUGAUGACCCAGACUACGGAGGUUUUCCUAUCGCUGUUACGGUCCCGGCGAGGACAUGUAUUGUUGAAGUUGAGGCAUACUGGGUGGCCGAGGCUGAAGAGGACAGGUAG
Messenger RNA from Ilyonectria robusta, 3443 nucleotides. RefSeq lists its product as uncharacterized. NCBI's taxonomy places the organism in Eukaryota, Fungi, Ascomycota, Sordariomycetes, Hypocreales, Nectriaceae. Gene Ontology annotation, cellular component: beta-galactosidase complex. The record is from RefSeq and is a predicted model, not a curated record. The coding region runs from base 84 to 3443 and encodes 1119 amino acids. Gene Ontology annotation, molecular function: DNA-binding transcription factor activity, RNA polymerase II-specific; beta-galactosidase activity; zinc ion binding. Gene Ontology annotation, biological process: regulation of DNA-templated transcription; carbohydrate metabolic process. The transcript is spliced from 5 exons.